Molecule: messenger RNA, 1766 nt
Organism: Dimorphilus gyrociliatus
Lineage: Eukaryota; Metazoa; Annelida; Polychaeta; Dinophilidae
Source: the annotation of a GenBank genome assembly
AACUAGUUAGGCACCAAUUCCAUACUCUUGUGUCCAACACUAAAUGCAUUGAGUAUUGUGAAUAAUUCUCACAAGCCGCUGCAAAUGAAGUAAGUAUCUAAGUUCUGCAUUGGAAAAAUAAUCUAUUAGUCAGAAAAUAUUGUAAUUAUUGUGAAUAUUAGUGCUGCAUUUGAGUAAAAAUAAAAGAUAUGAAUAGAUCAACUAGCGGAAAGAAAUUGCAUUUUAAGCGUUGGGUUCCAAACUCGAACGUGCCAGUAAGGGCUCUUGUAUUUUUCUGUCAUGGUUGGUCAGAGCAUUCUGAUUGGUAUGACGGGUUAGGCGAUGUAUUAUCGUCCGAGGGUUUUUUAUGUGCUUCGCAUGACUGCAUCGGACACGGUUUGAGCGAGGGAGCUAGGGGUUAUGUAGAGAACAUUCAAGUUUUAAUUAAUGAUGUUAUAGCGCAUUGCAACCUUUUACGAUCCGAAUUUGGGGAUGACAAAAAAAUUUUUCUCUUUGGGCACUCAAUGGGAGGUCUAAUUUCAGCAAUGAUCGGAAUUGAAAAGCCUGAAAUUUUUGCUGGUAUCAUAUUAUCGGCACCGUACUUGAACGUUGGAACAGUUUCCUCGGUCACUGUGUUUUUGGGAAAGAUUGCGGCUUUCCUCCUUCCGAGAAUGAAAAUUUUACCGAGAAUGCAUCCUGACCAAUCCUAUAGAGAUCCUGAAGCAGUAAAACGAGUUUUGCAAGAUAAAUUGUACUAUAACGGCGGCAUACACGCUCAGACUGCGGCUCAAUUUUUACUUUUUACUAGCAUUGUUAAAGAUAGGAGGUCGGAAUUCAGACUGCCCGUUCUAUGUCUUCAUGGACAAAAAGACGUAGUUAUUGCACCUGAAUCAUCUAAAGAAUUUUUAGAAAAUUGUCAAUCGACCGAUAAGAAGAAAUCAGUUAAGGUUCAAGAGGGUAUGGAAGUGUCGACUAACGGCAGCAAACUCUUUACGAGAGAAUGGAUGCCCGAACCUUCAAGUGAUAUCCGAGCAAUAAUCUUCAUAUGUCACGGCUUUGCUGAACAUAGUGCUUGGUACGAAGAACUAGGUACGAUUCUCGCUACAGAUAGUUUUCUUUGUUCAGCACAUGACCAUUUUGGGCAUGGUAAAAGUGAUGGAAAGAAAGGACAUGUCAGUGACCUACAAAUUUUGGUAGAUGAUGUUAUUAGACAUUGCCGAGCUCUAAAAGAGAAACAUCAAAAGAAGCUAUUUGUAUUGGGCCACUCAAUGGGAGGCCUUUUAGCUAUAUUAGCGGCCUUAGAUCAGCCUCAACUAUUUGACGGCCUCAUUUUAAUUGCACCUUUUUUAAGACCUAUCAAUGUUCCUACGAUUAAAGUCGUCCUAGGCAGAAUGGUUUCAUACUUAAUGCCUAAUAUGAUUGUUCUGCCAGCUUUGGACGCAAAACUCAUUUCUAGAGAUGAAGUAGUAGUUGAGCAAUACCGCCAGGACGAAUUGAACUACCACGGUGGUAUAACUGCUAAAACAGGACAACAAUUUCUUUAUUAUCUUGAAAUAGUGGAAAGAAGUAUUGAUCAACUAAAAACACCAGUUCUCUGUUUACAUAGUAAGGGAGAUGAAGUUGUACCUGUUGAAUCAGCCAGACUAAUAAAAGAAAAAGCUACAAAAUGCGAAGAUAAGAGGAUUGUCGAGUUUGAGACAGGCUUUCAUCAACUGCAUCAUGAACUUCCUGAGAUUAAAAGUCAAGUUUUUAGCGAGAUUGCCUCUUGGCUAAAUAGUCGGACUUGA